Molecule: messenger RNA, 243 nt
Organism: Pipistrellus nathusii (Nathusius's pipistrelle)
Lineage: Eukaryota; Metazoa; Chordata; Mammalia; Chiroptera; Vespertilionidae
Source: the annotation of a GenBank genome assembly
AUGCCUUUUCGGAUUGGGACCCAGCCACGGAGGUUUCCAGUGGAAGGAGGAGAUUCUACUAUUGGGCUGGAACCUGGACUGAGCUCCAGUGCUGCCUAUAACGGGAAAGAGAUAUCACCAGCAAGGCAACUGCGAAGAUGCCAUGGAAGUCAUUGCCUGACAAUAACCGAUGUCCCCAUCAAUGUCUAUGCAACAAUGCGAAAGCUACCUGCACAAAGCAGCAAGGACAUGCAUCCCAAAUAA